Molecule: messenger RNA, 10305 nt
Organism: Biomphalaria glabrata
Lineage: Eukaryota; Metazoa; Mollusca; Gastropoda; Planorbidae
Product: cAMP-regulated phosphoprotein 21-like
Exons: 21
Coding region: 289-3261 (990 amino acids)
Molecular function (GO): nucleic acid binding
Source: RefSeq, a predicted model, not a curated record
UGCUUCCUAAAUCCUCUGACGUCAUUAGUCAAUAGGCUGCCAUUUUCUUCCUCUCUCUAUCUCUUGUUAAUUUUAUAUGAUGCCUUUAUCAUAUGAAAAGUGAACAAUCUACGAGUUGUUAAGGAUUUUUCGGUUUUGGUUUGAGCACUACUUCUUGAGGCUGUGGAAAGAACUCCGCAGCUCCAUCACUGUAGAUGUUUUAUCACAGGGAGGUCUAAUUCUUGGCAGGAACCUGAUACUAACAACCAUUCCCUCUUGAAGGGAGGCUUGGAACUCAAUCAGACUAAAAUGUCAGAAAAUGAAAAGCGAUGUGCCAAACUCCAUAAACAAACAGAAGUAGAAGUGUAUGAUGAGGACCCUAGUUCAAAAUGUCUAUCAAAAACUGCAUCUCCAGUAUGUGCAGGAGUACCCACACCAACAGUACAGCCUGCUAGUAGCUCAUCAGAAACAUCUCCAGAUGACCCUGUCUCCAAGCCAGUCCCGGUACCUCCACAGAUUACACGUAAGCAGACACUUAUACGAACGCAAGCCUUAGAGGGCACUUCGCCACCACCAGAGUCAUUCUUCAGCCAAAUCAGAUCAAAUGGACCAGCCAGUGAUAGCCUUUUAACAAAUGGGACAGCUGAGGGAAACAAGGGCACCAAAAACAAAUACCAGUCUUCAUCUCAAGAGGCUAAAGAAUAUCUGUUGACUUCACACAAGGUCUCCAGUGAUUCUGGUCUCGGUACACUUGACAACAAUGAUGGUUCCAGUGAUACUUCAGUUUUAUCUAGAGAUUCUAGUCUAGAAAAUGCCUCUUUAGAUUGUUAUAAAGAUUCUUCUGGUGUUAAUAUACCCAAGUUUAUUAGAGAGACUCUACUGAAGGGACCAAAAGAUAAAAAAACUGUUUUAACAAUAGAAGCUCAAUUGUUAGAUUUUAUCAAAAGUGACGGUCAGGUACCCCUGAAGACAAGUGAAAUGACAUCCUAUGAUCGUAUGAUAGUUCAUCGCCUGUCUGCUUACCUUGGACUAGACCACAAUGUGGAUACAACAGGCAAGAGCGUGGUUGUUAACAAGACAGACAAGACCAGAGCUGUCAAGCUAACAGAUCUAAUUUUAGGAGAUGUUGGUGAGGAACCAAAGAAGAAAAUCUUGUUAAAAAAACCUGCUAGUCUAGAUGAAAAACAUGGUCGACAUACCAGCAAAAAUGCCUUUGGGUCCCACAGAGCCAAGUCACUAGAAGAAAGGCAACAGUUUUAUACAGAAGUAAGGGAGCGCAUCUUUAAUAAGGGUGAAGAGAACCUUCCCGAUGGUAUCAGAAAUCCUACCUCAUCUCAUUUGUCACCUGAUUAUAUUCCACAAAUGAACCAUCAACAACGAAGUCAAGAUAUUGUGAGGUUGACUUCCAAGUGGGCCAGCCAGGAGUCCAGUGGCUACGAGUCUAUGAAGGAUUCUCCGACAGCUCACUAUAUGGGCCCACCCAGUUUACCUUACACCUGCCCGAUGCCUGGUCUGCCCUUGGACCAGUCUCACAUGCCCAGGUCUACUCCUGACUCCCCACACACUCAGUCUCAUCAGUACCCAACAACUUACGCCUACCUGGUCUCCUCUGACUACAGUAGUAUACCAGUGGGCAGUCUCAUUAUCAACCCUCAUACAAUGUGGCUCCCUACACAAAGCUAUCCACACAGCUAUGAAGCCUCCAUCACGUAUGUGCAACCACAUGUGAACUCUGAUGGCUCACUGUACCACUUCGAUCCCAGCUGUCCACCCCCAUUUAUGGUGGCAGCGCCCCCUCAGCCACCUCCACCCACGCCACCAGUAGGAAAUGUGGUGUACCACACUGUAGGCCCUGCCAGCUCGGAAUCAGUGAGUGAACUAAAUGCCAGAUUGGCUGCCACUACUCUGUCUCCAGUGGAACCUGAGGCCUACACUGUAGGGCAGCCGGUGCCAGUGAUGCCCACCACUAUACUACAGCACCCACACCCUGUCUACACAGCAACACAUCCUUCACAAUAUGCACAGGGUCAGUACUAUACCCCACAAUCUCCAGCAGCAGGCCAGCAAGUUAGAUACGUGACUUAUGGAUUUCACCCUCAAAGCCAACAACCUCUUUUGCAAGCAACUCCGGUUGAAGGGCAGGGACAGACAACUGUGCCCAUGCCUGCUGUUGGAAUUCCACCAGUUGCUGGCCCUGGGGGUUUUCAGGUUAUUGGGCCUCCUUUUUCUAAUGCAUCAUUACCCCCUGGGCAGGCCACACCUCAGUGUGUUGAUCUUUCAUCUGUGUAUCACUACACAGCUACCGCAGAAACUGUAGUCAGCUCUGCCAAUGCAGUCACUGGUUCACCAGUUGCAGUGACUACACCUACAGGACUAUUACAGGCAUUCAACCUAGGUUAUCCCAGCCAGCCUCAACAGCCGAGCCAGCACCCUGUGGCUCAUGGCCACCAGGGUCAGUUUACACCGUGUUCAGUCACGCCCACAGGAACAACUUACUAUGCUGUGCCAGUCUCUACGCCAACUCCUUCACAAACUCUAGCUCCACCACCACCGUCAUCUCAUCAUUUUCAGCCCCUUCACCAGCAGCAUCAACAAACAGUGUUUUAUACGCCCUCCAAUUUGACUGUUACCCCAGUGAAUUAUCCAGUUCCAGUGUCAAAUCCAUCUCAGUCAUCCACAUCGUCAUUUAAAAGUAUACCAGCGCAGUACUUAGCUAACAACCUUCGUUCAUUGACUCCACCCCAGCAGCAACAUCCACAGCAUUUACAGCCUUCCUCGGCUGUGGCUGCGGUCUCAUCCAAUGGCCACCAUUCUGCACCAUUGACUUUAAACUAUGGCCAGCCCAUGAACUUUCCAGCCAGUCAGACUCUUCCUCCCCAAGGGGCGAGUCAGCUGGUAACAUUUCAAGGUAGUUCUUACCAGGUGCGACCAGUGAGUGCAAUGAUUCAGCUAAACCCUGCCGUUCAACAGCCACAAAUGUCAUAUCAAAUUUACAGACCUGCAGGGAAUAUAACAGAUUUUAAACUGAUGACUCAAGGUGCUCUACAUAGACAGCCUUCUCUACCUGGUUCCAACCAGCAGCCUAGGCCCAAGGGAAGUAACCCAGCUCGUCAAGCUAAGAAAGGUCAAAAGAAACCUGGAACUCGAGAUGGAGAAGACUAUCCAGUGGGCCAGCAAAGGAGCACAGCUCCACAGAAUGUAGCUCUAACACUGACGCCACUGAUCCCUAGUUCUUUACCCCAAACUUACCAACAAAUGCCCUCCACUUCUAAUAGACAGUAAACAUGGUGCUUAUGGUGUGGCUUGUAUAAAGAUCUGAUGUUAAUGGUGCCAGAGUAUAGAUGAUGGAAUAAAAGUCACUUUGAGAAUAGCUGAUUUUAUGAUUGCAAGCUCAGAAGUAUUGUGAAAAAUGCUUUCUAAAUUAGUCAUAAUAAAUGAAACAAAACAAAUUAUUUUCAAGAUGUAUUUGUUAAGAAACUAUUACUAUAACAGUGAACAAUAUAUAUAUAUAUAUAUAUAAAUAUAUAAAUACAUGUUCUAUUUUUUGACUAUGUGUAGAUUUUAAGUUACCUAACAAGUGAGAGGUGCCACAUUGCUAGCGUUUUUGAAGAAGGAUCAGAUACUUAGUUUUAUUACUUGAAUGCUGAAAACAAAAUGUAACAUUUUGAGUUCAUAAAAUUAACAAGUAAAGAUACUUGUCUAUCUUUCUAUCUUAAAAAGUAAACUUUUUUUUUUGUCUUUUUGUAGACUUUUAGAGAUAGUGUCUAUAUUAAGAUAUUUUGCUUCCAUUUUUGUUUGGGUAAAGAAAAGAAAUGUAGAAAUUUCUUGCAGUUUGCGCCCUGGACUGUUCUGACUUAGCAAUGGUCCUGGGUUCAAACCCUGCCCGCUUCCAUCCCCCCGUCGUCCUGCAGGAGGUUUGGACUAGGAAGUAAAGUAUUUUUACCUCUGAAGGAACAUCCGAAACAUGUAAAACAUUUAUCAACUGGAUACCAAAAAAAUAUUAUUGAAAUACUAAGCUAUCACCAUAUUAUUCAGUGGAACAGUAGAAUGCCCAGGUAUCUGAGAGUGAUUUGAUAUUGUGAUUGCUUUAAACAUUCCAUGCACAUUUUCAAAAAUUAUUAUUUCAUAAGUAAAUUAUAGAUCUAACAAAAAUCUAUUUUGGGGUUAAUAUAAUCAUUUGCAUCAUAAAAAAAUAGCCUAAAGCAUUUAGGUAAGUCAAACAUUAUAUUUUUCUUAAAAACAAAAAAACCCAACCAACUUUAGUCGUUAGACUAAAACGAUGCUGUCUUUGUACUUUAAAAAAAUUAAUGCUUUUAGAAACAAUGUUGAAAAAUAAGGCAAAAAUCCCUUGAGAGCUAAAAGCCUUGCUUAUGUUAGGUCGCCUUUUCAUUUGUGACCUCACAGUAACCUUAAGGACCAUAGUUAGCAUAGUAUGUCCAUUGUACCUUGUCAGGCAUGGGUUAUGCCAUUCAACUUGGCUAUAGCUGUUGACUAACACUAGAGGCUCUAAAGGGAUAUAUAAAUGGUGUAUGAUAAUAGAGAGCUUGUCAUGCAUUUUCUAUCAUGCAAGGAAAACAAAAAGUCCUCAAGAGAAGUAUUGAAUAAGCUAGUGGCACCUCCACUUUGCAGUCAGUCUUUCAUUGUCUGGUACUGUCAGUCUAUAGAUGUCUUGUGUACAGAACUAAGUCAUUAGAAAUAAAUAGUCCAACAUUGGGUUUUGUUUUUUGUAAGAUAACUAGGGUUCAAUUAGGUUUGUGUUUACUUGGGUUUUUUUUAUUAGCUAUAAUGUAGGUUGGAUUAAUUUGAUAAAUAUAUAGUUUUUUUUUCCCUUCAGUUACUAAUGAUGCAGUCAUAUAAAUCUGUUAAUAAAACAUCUGUAAUAGACAUUAUUUAACAGUAAUCCAGUCCUAACGUGCUAAGUCAACUCAUUUUUUUUUAUAUAUAUACAAUUCUUAUUUCCUGUUCAUGUCAAUAUGUUUGUUUUUAAUUCAAGUAGAUCAAAGAAUGUUUUCAUCUGUUGUUUUAGUUGUCUCUUCUUUUUUUUUUUUUUUAAAGCUUUUAUUACAAUAAAUAUUCUAAAUCAAAUUAUUUACAUUGAUGAGUUUAUCUUGUCUUUAAAAUGUUACAUAACUCAAUUAACAGUUAUACUUUGUUUCGAGACAGCACAUCCCAUCAUUAUGAAGUUACAAAUAAAGAUUGACACGAGACCUAGUGCGAUUUACAAAUGUUUCUUAUAUUCUUUAGUUAUGUACAAUUUAUCUGGUAGACUGCAUCUCAUUAUUUUGAACUCUACUUUAGAGGCUGAUGAUGCAUUAUGUAAAUCUAAGAUGAUGGUGUAGUGUUUUAUUCCAAAAGAAAAAAUAAUUUCAAAGUCUGCUUUUGUUGUUUUUAAGGAAAGUAUUUGAAGACUUCAAACAAAAAAAAAACUAUUUAAAAGUCCAAGUUUCUAAUUAAAAACUUGGUGACAUCAAAUGAAUACAAAAGUAUUUUAGAACAGAGCCAAUUGUUCAUGAACUUGUGUUCACUUUUCUUGUACAAAAACAAUGUGAAUAAAAUCUUAGUGACCCUGGUACUUCCCCCAUAUGUGAAUAGGAUCUAUUUUCUGGGUAGCACUGCUUUCAAAAGUUUUUGUUUGUGUUUUUUUUUUGUUUUUGAGUGAAAAAAUGUUGCGACUGAAAAAAAGGAAGGGAAAAAAAAAUCUUAUUUCUAUGAUCUUCACAUUAACUCAUCUGCCAAUUAUUGGCUUCAUUUGGAGCCACACUGCAAGCAGAGACUAAUCUUCAUUUGCCAAAUGUGAGCAAUAAAAAAAUGUAAAUGGUAAGGUGCUCACUAUGUAUCAUAUGAGUUUAUUUUUAUCUCAACAAAAAAAGUUCGUUUUUUUUAACUUUUUUCUUCAAAACAAAAACUUCCUAUUUUCAAUUCAUUGGCUGUGCCAAUGUAAAUAUUCUUCUAUUGGUACUCUCUCUAGUUAUGCAUUGCCUUCCCCUGGCCUAAUUGUUUUUCUUACGUACAGAUCAAAAAGCUUUCAAUGUAGCUACGCAGUAUUUUAAUCCUAUAAUAAACAUGAGUUUAAAUUAAUUUUUUUUUUUUUAUUGUUUUUUUUUUUUUACAUCAUAGUCAUUUUAAACAAUGUAAUCUAAAAGCAGCAAUCAAAACCUUACUGUUAGUUACCUACUGUCUUCGCAAUGUUCACAUAGUGGGAGAGGGGCUUGCUACUGACUAGUCAAUUUUUCUUUAUCCUUGCUUUAAACUAAAUAUCACAUGUUCCAAAUUAUCUUGGCUUUCUUUCCCUUGUUGAGAACAUACCAUGUUAAUGGGAAAACUUUUUUUUUUAGCAUGUGAGUUUUAAUAAGUUUGAAUUGGUGAGAAUUUUUUGAAGAUAUUUUUUUUGUUCAUACAAUGUUGAAAUAAGUUCAUCUGUUUGUUCAACUAAUGCACAUUUGUUAUUUCAUUUUAGAGCAGUUAUUUUCUUUUUGUUCAGACCAAUUAGAAUGUGUCCACAUUCAACAUCUCACUACAAUUUAGGUGAAUAAUGUGUAAUAUUUUAAGCUGUAAGCUUCCCCCUUUAUGGCUAGGUAAUUCUUGUAUAAUUAGAUGACUGCUCCUUAGUGCCAAAUGUCUCAGAAAAUUGCAUUAUUUUUAUUUAACUUUUUGGAUUAGUUAAAAACUAUUGGUUUGACCUAAAGAUAGUACUUUGAAUGAUUAGAAGCAGCCAAUUGCUAUUAAUCAGGAGAAAAAUUUGUUAAACUCUGAGUGAAAUGUCUGUUAAAUUACAAAUGGUGACAUUAGUUGCCCUGGUGAAAUUCCCUUUAAGCCUCUUUGAGCAAGUGAAUUUUGAUGGUUUCUGGAACCAACUUUUGUCUUGUGGCCAACAUAAAUAAAGCAUUAUUAUUGAGAAAUUAUUUAACGACCCAAUCAGAGCUCUGCACUUGUGUGCUGUUUUAUCAUUUUAACGUUACUAAGACUUGUACUUAACAGUUCUGACAGUCUCAGAAAAAUAAGAUGUUUUGCUUACAACUGUCUAAAAAAAAUAAAACUCAAACUGACAAUAUGAUUGUGUGUUUGACAUGAGCUGAUGGAGGAUUUUCUUUUUUUUUUCCUUGCUUUUAAAAAAAAAAAAAAGAUAUUUACAUAUAAACUGUUGGGUGAAAACAAAACUUGGAAUAUAAUACAGCCCCUGAAACAAUUUAAAUCAAAUGUUUUGGAUUUAUUAUGUUUUUUUAUUUUAAAAGCUUAAUUUCUUUUAGUUAAGAAUUUAUGGGGCUGUGCAAAAAAUGUGGACAUUUUUUUAUUUCUUUAUAAAACCAAUAGACAUCUAUCUGACAAUAAAAGUGUAGGUCAGAAUUUCAAUAAUAGUUCAUCAGAAAAGGCCUUUAAAAUGAAAACAUCAAUAACAUUUCUUAACUGAGUUAUAUUUUUUUUCUAACUUUUGUUGCUUUGAUUUUAAAUUUUUUAAUUUUAAAUCUAAUGUAUGACAUGACUAAAGGAAACAUUUUUUCAGCUAAAAUACAUUUUUUAAAAUUUUAAUACAUUUUUUUUGUAGCAAUUUUUUCAAUCUCAUUGCAUCAGAAAUGAAAAUGAAUAAUCAAUAUUUUAAUAGUUAAUAAUCUUCACAUAUUUUACAACUAAUUGUAUGACUGAUUCUUGACAAAUUUCUUCAGAUUUGUUAUGAAAAAAUUAGAUGUAGGUUUGAGUUGUUAUAUUAUGUCAACCAAUCAUUUCUGUAAGUAACUAAAAAUAUUUUCAUUGGCAAUAUUUGAUCUUAAUUUGGUAUCAUCUGUUAUCUUAAAAUGUAUGGUACAUAUGUUUUGAUAAAAAAAAAAAACAAUGUUCAUUACAACACCUCCCCUUAAAAGGCUUUCAUUCUUUACUUUAAAAAGUUUUGUGUACAGCAAGAGAGUUUAUGCACAUUCUUAAAAGAAGUGAAAAAAAAUAAUUUGUGGUUAGUUAAUAUGGUGUUUAAACAAAUUAGAUUUGGUAUUGAUUCCUAGUUUUGUGUGUUUAUAGUCAAUAGAUUUGAAUACGUUACUGUGUUUGACAAUGGUGUCUUUAAAUUAGUCUAUACACAUAACUUAGUUUUCUUAACCAUUACUGGUUUGGACAUUGACAGUGUUCAUAAGAGUUAAUUUGGCAUGCCUGAGUUAUCUUAUUGAACCAUUUGAACUACUGUGACAGAAGAUCUCAUCCAAUGUGUCAUGAGAAGUAUAGAGCGUUCUAUACCAACUCUAUGCUUUUCAAAAACUAAUGUACAUACACAUGAAAAGUUACCUUAAAAAAAAGGGGGGGGGUGCUUCAGUUAGAAACCUUAAAAACACAGACCUUUAUUAAAACUGUUUUCCAGCUUCAAGCAACAAAAUAAUAGAGGGGGGAAGCUUUUUAAAUGACUGUUAUUUAUAGUUUUAAAGAUUUUCAAAUGAACUGAUUCUUAAAGAGGAUAUUUAAAUGCAACUCUCAUGAUGCUGCUUAGAUAAAAUUAGAUGGAUAUAAUAAAAUAAUAUUCAUGUUUUAGAAUAAAAUUAUUUUUAUUUUUUUUAGGAUUUUCUCAGCUAUUUUUGACUUGCAGUUUGGUAUUGUUUUAAACUAAGACUGCACACACUUGAUCAGAAGUUUCUUUAGGUAAAGACAUUUCAUCUGACUGAAGGGUAUAUGGGCCAUUGACACUUGUACUGUGUCCAAACUAUAGGCUUACUUGCUGAGCUCAACUUUUCAACUGACACACCAACUCUCUUGUGUUCAUACUGCAAUAAUGCCCAGGUGUCCUUGUGUUUGCUUGACCUUGUAGUUUGAAUAAAAUGUCUGCAGUAACCCUCACUGUUCUAUUCAUGACUAAGCAGGCUUACUAGUAUAAAAUGUGUAACAAUCUGUAAGACCUAACUUAACAUAAUACAUAACCAUGAUAGUAAAAUGUACUAGUGUCUCAAUAAACUAAGCUUUCAUGUAAUUCGAGGUUGGAUUACCAUUGUGUCUGUGCUACAGCAUUAGUGUAUUUUUUUAUAUCAAUUGAAAUUGGUCUUUAUCUCUUCCUUCUAUAAGACAAAAUCUGCUUAGUUACAGGUUGUUAUUAUUUAGUUUUGGUGCCCAUAUAGUUUCUAGUCUUUUUAAAAAAAUAUUCUAUUUACUGUUAAUUUAAACUUUUUUUUUAAUUUUUUUUUUUAGUUAUUUUAACUUUAAAAUCUGUAUUAUUUCCAUUAAGUUGCAUCAUUGCAAAUAUUCUUUUUCAUAAUCCAGGAAACUCAAGCUUUGUUUUCUUAGAUGUUUGAGCAAAUGUAUUUUUUUAUUUUUUUAUUAUUUUUUUUCUUUCUUAUUACUAUAUACUAUACAAGUUUGAUCUAAGUGACUUAAUUUCCAGGCUUUUUUUAAGCAUAAUAGUAUUCCUGAAAAUGCAAAUCUAGAUUUGUGCAAAAUGUUGCUUCCCGGUUUAAUGUUGAUGUGUACAUAGAUAAGAAAGUACCAAAGGUCUGAAUGGAAUGACAUAGGUCUUUGGCUGAGUUGGAUGUACUGUGUGCCUACAUACUGGAUGUUUCUUUUGAGCUAUGAAUGAAUAAGAUGAGGCUAAUAGCGAGUAGCUUUAUUAGUGACUGUAUAACUGUGCUGGAUAUGGCUGUACAUGCCCCUUGUGGCGGCCUGUCAACAUUCACUCCAAGUGGUAUUGUUAGAAAUUUUUAUCAUUUUGUUUUAUGUCUUUACAGUUAGAAACUUUGCAAGAUGUUGAAAGACUAAGAAGUUUAAAAUUCUUGUAGAGUGACUGAAUUGUGAGCUCAUUUUGUUGACUUGAGUGAUUUCAUGGAAGUCAGUGAUGUUAGUAGACUAAGAAGUUUAAUGUAGAGUGACUGAAUAGUGAACUCAUUUUGUUGACUUGAGUGAUUUCAUGGAAGUCAGUGAUGUUGGUAGACUAAGAAUUUUAAAAUUCUUGUUGAGUGACUGAAUUGUAAACUUAUUCUGAGUGAUGUAAUUUCUAAUUGUGUAUCUUCAUUCAAAGAAUGAAUGUAUGAGAUUUGCAUGACUUACACUUGCCUAGUGUAUGUGCUUGAACUCUUGCUGAAUGGUCCUUAGGGUCUCUAUUAACUUAUGACUUACAAAAUGAGUUCAUCUCAUCUAGAUCUGCACUUGACUUUUCUUGGUUUCUUGUAUGUUCUGUUGACAUCUUUACUGACAUGUUGUAGAUGGCCAUGUUUAACUUGUUACUGCACCAGUAUCAAAUAAUUCAAUGUACAGUAGCUCUUACAACCCCUUACCCCCCUCAUUACACAUUGCCCUCCCUUCAGCUAUCUCUGUUGUGCAUUGAUUCUUGUAAUGAACUAUGAGAAUAAAAACUUGUCCCCAACA